AUGGUGAUUUUUUCAAAUAAUGAAACACGAUUUAAAGAUUUAUUGGAUAAACUGGGUUUGGAAGUACUAGAAGAUACAAGAGUAAGACAAUUCGUUAUUCUAAUGUACAAAAUAACUCAUAACAUCUCCCCGCCGUAUGAUGAAUCUCUCUGACGUAUUCACUCUUAUAAUCUAAGAAAUUCAUGAGUAGACUUGUAUCUUCCUAAACCCAAGAUAGAGAUAGGGAAACAUAGCCUUCACUACAGAGGAUCGGUCCUCUGGAAUAAACUUCCAAUGGAAGCAAGAGAACAGGAAAGCUUAGACCUUUUUAAGUCAUUUUAUAGAGAUAAUGCUUUUUGCGAAGUCAUGUAAAUAUUGUCUUCGCAGGGAGCAUAAAUUAAAUUAUUUUUAGUGAGUAUACACAGCUGUCAUUUUAGUGUUUGUAAUUAGAAUGUAAUUUUAAAUACAACGUUAAUUACAAACGCGGGACUUUGAAAUGGCCACAGCUGCGUCGGGUCGACCUUGGCAUAGAAUUCAUGGGCUCCGUCACGAAAGAAAUGGAAAAACACAAAACAAACAUUCGCCGUGGGCGCACGAAGAUUCACCGGGACCAAGCGAUGGUGAAAAGAUAUAACCGCACCCUUGCUAAGCGCCUGUUCGGGCACCAAUAUGGUGUUGAAAUGCAACCUCCUGAAAGCCAAAGAUAUUCCGAAUGGGUCGUUCGGCUUCCCGUAUUGGUCUCUGCUCUGAGCGGAGAAGUCACUCGCCUCACAGGCAAAAAACCCGUUGCGGCCAUCAAAGAAAAAGCCGUUUAUUCCAAACCCUCUAUUCCUUAUCACAGACCUGUUAGUGUGCGGGAAAAAAUGGCUCCUUUCCGAUACAGCUGUGCGCUAUCUCUACCAACCCGGCAAGCUUAA
Porites lobata is the source of this 896-nucleotide messenger RNA. The record is from the annotation of a GenBank genome assembly. Lineage: Eukaryota; Metazoa; Cnidaria; Anthozoa; Scleractinia; Poritidae.